AUGGAGACAGUAGAUCUCUCCAACUAUGAUUGGUAUAACCGCGACGAAAUCCUACAGACUCUCAGUCUGAUCCAGACUGGAUACUACCGCCAAUUUAACAGUUUUGUGGAUAUUCUUUCGAGCGUGUCUUUGGAGGCGUUAAUUCAGAGUCAUAUUAAAACGCGAAUCAGCAGCUGGAUCCAAUCUAUCAAUGAAGAUACGAUCUGGAUCCAAGGUUCUCUUUACGGGGUGUGGAUUCCUACUAGUCAAAAUACGCUGGAAGCUAUAUAUGCUAAGGUGGCAUCUGAUAAUGCAGGGAUCGCAAACGUAUCCUACUUUUACUCCCUUAGGCCUCCAGUAUUCACCGGCCAACCGGAACCCUCCAAAGGCGAGAUGCUAUUAGAUAUGGUUAAAUCCAUCAUUGUACAGCUUAUUAUGUUCCUGCCCGACGAAAUAUACACAGAUAUGGACCUGUCCACCGAGCGAUUCCUAAGGCUAACCGAUCCUGGAGUGGAUAUUAACACUGCGCUUUCAUUAAUGAGAGAUAUACGAGUGUUCGCUCCGCCUUAUCUAAACUGUAUUGUCGAAGGGCUCGAGAAGGUCGAGAGCCCAACUGAUGCAAGACAUACACGAGACCUCCUUCGUACACUUCUUGAACUUUCGAAACACGCGCCGGAGCUGGCAUCGAAUGUGCGAGUUGGGGACUAUGUAGCGGCGAAGACUGUCAAGGCAUGCUUCACGAGCACCGGCAACGUGGUUGCGCUCGACAAUAUGGUAAAUACUGGCCGUGCUGAGAAAGUUAUGGAGACCCCUUAUCUUUCAACUGCAGGAGCCUAUAUUUUGCCUAACAUCUAUGGUUUACCUUAG
Molecule: messenger RNA, 846 nt
Organism: Daldinia loculata
Lineage: Eukaryota; Fungi; Ascomycota; Sordariomycetes; Xylariales; Hypoxylaceae
Exons: 1
Coding region: 1-846 (281 amino acids)
Source: RefSeq, a predicted model, not a curated record